GCGAGUCAAAGCGGUUACGUGAUGAGCGACGAGGAGCAGACCAGAAGAAGUGGUGGUGGUGGUGUUGAUGUGGUGGUGGUGGGUGGAGGGGCGGUUGGGGUGUGCACGGCGUACUACCUGAGCUCGCUUGGGCGUCGCGUGGCAGUGGUUGAGAAGACAGGGGUGGCUUGCGCGGCGAGCGGGAAGGCCGGUGGCUUCUUGGCGAGAGACUGGUGCGAUGGCGGGCCCACAGAGGCGCUAGCUCGGGCGGGCUUCGACUUGCACGCCUCCCUUGCGGAGGAACACGACAACCCGUGGGAGUACCGGCGGCUCAACACCAUCGCUGUCAAGCACUUUACGAGGUCAAAGGACAAAGUACGCACAAAGAGCACGCCUUGGAUUGAUGGCUCCUCCUCCAAGGAGCAGGUCCUUGGCACUCCAGAAACAACAGCCCAAGUCACCCCGGGCAAGUUUGUUCGUGCGCUGAUGCAGGCUGCGCAGAGCCGUGGUGCUGUGCUUGUGGAGGAGGAGGUAACCGGCCUGAUCACUGCCGAGGGUGACGGUGACGGCAGAGAAGGGAAAGGUGGCGAGGCAACCACAACCGCAGAUGCCACCGCAGAUGCGAGGAACCCCCGCAUUACUGGGGUGCGGCUGGCAAGCGGGCAAGAGCUGCGGGCGCCGAAAGUGGUGCUUGCAAUGGGACCGUGGACACACGUGGCACGAGAGUGGCUGCGCAGCGUCCCUGACAUUACGGGCGACAAGGCUCACUCGAUUGUCCUGCGGCCACCACAAGACAGCGGCAUCGACGCCACAGCGGUGUUUAUCGGCUACUCGGACAAAGGCAAGAUGGAGCACCCUGAGAUUUACCCGCGACCAGAUGGGUCUGUGUAUGUGUGCGGGUGCGGCGACAACACGCCUCUCCCGCCGUCUGCAGGCGACAUCACACCAAGCGCAGGGCGAUGCGAGGCCCUCCGUGAGAUUGCUGGCCGCCUGUCGUCCCACCUGCACGGGCUUGUGCCGGAGACAACCCAGGCAUGCUACCUUCCCAUCAGUCCGGAUGGCCUGCCUGCUAUCGGGGAGCUGUGCAGUGGCCUCUACGUCGCUGCCGGUCACUCCUGCUGGGGGAUCCUCAUGUCCCCUUCAACGGGGCGUGCAAUGGCAGAGUUUUUGACCAGCGGCGCCGCAACAUCUGUGGACAUUCGCGCAUUUGAUCCCAAGCGACUCAUCUAACCAGCACCACGACUCGAACAACACCAACACCAACGACAUCAGCAACGAAUUCGUUAUCUGCAGCAUCGAAAGGAGCAGGCAACUUGACAUUCCCGUUGUGAUCGUCAUCUCAUGUGCCAGCGAGUGCCUCAUUCAAUGUGUUCGCAGCGCACUGCACUGUGUUACGCCACCGACAGUUACUACCACCCGACACCACUCUUCGUCUUAUCAUCAAUCUUUUUUUUUAUGUGUCACCAUAAACAACACGAGACAACA
Salpingoeca rosetta is the source of this 1464-nucleotide messenger RNA. Its product is annotated as FAD-dependent oxidoreductase. Gene Ontology annotation, molecular function: oxidoreductase activity. The record is from RefSeq and is a predicted model, not a curated record. The transcript has 4 exons. The coding region runs from base 22 to 1209 and encodes 395 amino acids. Gene Ontology annotation, cellular component: cytoplasm. NCBI's taxonomy places the organism in Eukaryota, Choanoflagellata, Craspedida, Salpingoecidae.